This is a messenger RNA of Dama dama (fallow deer), 1140 nucleotides long. It is a transcript of the gene VSNL1, whose product is annotated as visinin like 1. The transcript is spliced from 4 exons. The coding region runs from base 349 to 924 and encodes 191 amino acids. Gene Ontology annotation, molecular function: calcium ion binding. The record is from RefSeq and is a predicted model, not a curated record. NCBI's taxonomy places the organism in Eukaryota, Metazoa, Chordata, Mammalia, Artiodactyla, Cervidae.
GGAGGGGAAAGGGGAGGGGGUGCCUGGAGAGGCGGCGGCUCGCGCGCCUGCGCAUCCGGCUCCAGGGACCCUAGGUUUUCUAUGGGAUUUCCAAUCUGCAGCAGAGACCUACCGGAGCGUGUUGCGGCGGCGACUGGGCUUGCAAGGCGCGAUCCAGGAGGGAUUUAAGCAGCCCAGAGCUCCACUGGAAAAAAAAAAAAGGAAAAAGAGCGCGAGAGAACCAUACCCAGAGAAGGCUUAACCGUUUUAUCCGAAUUAAAUAUAUAUAUAUACAUACAUUUAUUUAUAGAGAACUGUUGAGUUUUAUCAUUUUCGCUAAGUGACCGUGAGCAGCGCUAUAACUGCAGAAUGGGGAAACAGAAUAGCAAACUGGCCCCCGAAGUGAUGGAGGACCUGGUGAAGAGCACAGAGUUUAAUGAGCAUGAACUCAAGCAGUGGUACAAAGGAUUUCUCAAGGACUGUCCAAGCGGGAGACUGAAUCUCGAGGAAUUUCAGCAGCUCUAUGUGAAGUUCUUCCCAUAUGGAGAUGCCUCCAAGUUUGCCCAGCACGCCUUCCGCACCUUUGACAAGAACGGGGACGGUACCAUCGACUUCCGAGAGUUCAUCUGUGCGCUGUCCAUCACCUCCAGGGGCAGCUUUGAGCAGAAGCUGAACUGGGCUUUCAACAUGUACGACCUAGACGGGGACGGCAAGAUCACCCGAGUGGAGAUGCUAGAGAUCAUUGAGGCUAUCUACAAAAUGGUGGGCACGGUGAUCAUGAUGAAAAUGAAUGAGGAUGGCCUCACGCCCGAGCAACGAGUAGACAAGAUUUUCAGCAAGAUGGAUAAGAACAAAGAUGACCAGAUUACACUGGAUGAAUUCAAAGAAGCUGCCAAGAGUGACCCUUCCAUUGUACUACUUCUGCAGUGCGACAUUCAGAAAUGAGCGGAGUUCAGUGCUAUGGACUGCACAAGAAUAUCAAUGUUCCAUUCAGUCUGCAGCUAUUCACACACACACACACACACACACACACACACAAAUAUCGCUUGGACUACCUAUAAAUGGACUUGCUUCUUGUGUUUGAAACACUUGUGUGCAUGAGAAUGUCAUUUGCUAAUGAAUUUUAAAAGCAUAUAUUAUAAAACAGACAACCUGCCACAA